AUGAAUUCUCAAAUCCUUACUCGCUCCGCUAAAUCAGGUAACGACUGGGGCCGAAACGAACUCGCCGCAUACAACAUCAGCACGGAACCCCAGGAUGCUGCCACUUUCUUCCAAGUGGAUCAUCUUCCUGAACCUCAUGUUCCCGCUGAUAUGCUGUAUAAGCUGGAAGCCGAAGACGCAACCAACCUUGAUGCCUUUCGCACCAUAUCUGCGAUGGAUCUUGCCAUGAAUGCGACGCCAUUGGAGUCAGCUGUCGACGAUUUUGUUGUUCGCCUCUUUGACAUUCUUGGCUAUACUAGUCGACACGCUUUGCUGCGCACCCGGAAAGACAUCGAACUAUUUAUUUGCGGAGUUUCCAUGCUUGCAAAAACAGAUGUGUGCUUGUUGAAGAACCGUUCCGAGAUCAUUCUUCUUGUUCAAGAGGAUAAGCGGCAGAUGGAGGACAGAGGUGACGCAGAGGCCCAACUCAUUGCCGAGGCGAUCGCGGCGUUUCAGAGCAACAACAAAAAGCGUAUCCUCGCUGGAUUAGACCCAGUCCAGCACCUUCUAAUUCCCGGAAUCGUCAUGAUUGGAACUGCCCCGAUAUUGUACAAGAUCCGCGUUACGAAAGGAUUAGCCGAUGCCGUCACGUAUGGGGCUUUUCCCCCGGUGCCCACUGUCGUUCACUUCCAUGUCCCUGCCGUUCCUCGCCCACAUCGUCUCUUGAGCGAAGGCAUGAAACCCUUGGACAAUCGCCACAUCAUCCUUCGCUGCUAUGAAGCAUUCAAAAGGUUCAUCAUCUUAAACUCAUCCAACUUUAGCACUGGGGGAGGUAUGCCAGCCAGAGCACCCAACGUCAAAGCUGCUAACACGGGAAAAAAUCUUCGUUAA
Laccaria bicolor S238N-H82 is the source of this 870-nucleotide messenger RNA. RefSeq lists its product as uncharacterized. The record is from RefSeq and is a predicted model, not a curated record. The coding region runs from base 1 to 870 and encodes 289 amino acids. The transcript has 2 exons. Lineage: Eukaryota; Fungi; Basidiomycota; Agaricomycetes; Agaricales; Hydnangiaceae.